This is a messenger RNA of Phytophthora sojae, 4192 nucleotides long. RefSeq lists its product as hypothetical. Gene Ontology annotation, cellular component: nucleus. The record is from RefSeq and is a predicted model, not a curated record. Gene Ontology annotation, biological process: sister chromatid segregation; DNA topological change; resolution of meiotic recombination intermediates. Gene Ontology annotation, molecular function: ATP binding; DNA binding; DNA topoisomerase type II (double strand cut, ATP-hydrolyzing) activity. The transcript has 5 exons. The coding region runs from base 1 to 4023 and encodes 1340 amino acids. Lineage: Eukaryota; Oomycota; Peronosporomycetes; Peronosporales; Peronosporaceae.
AUGGUGCCGUCGGACAGCGCAGCCAAGGAGGACGGAGGCGAGCUCAGGAUGAAGCAGCAGGCCGUUGAGUACGUUCCUGCGCUGUACAAGAUCUUCGACGAGAUCAUCGUCAAUGCAGUGGACAACAAGGUGCGCGACCCGAGCAUGCGGCACUUGGACGUGGUCAUUGAGCCUGGCAACAAGGCCAAUGGAUACAGGCCGUGGAUCUCGGUGUACAACGACGGCAAAGGUAUCCCCGUCAAGUUCCACAAGACCGAGAAGGUGUACGUGCCCGAGUUGGUAUUGGGACACUUGCUCACGGGAUCCAAUUUCGACGAUACGGCUGCGAGAUUGACCGGUGGAAGACACGGAUAUGGCGCCAAGCUGACGAAUAUCUUCAGUACCGAGUUUGUGGUCGAGACGGGGGAUACUUCCACUGGUUUGCGGUACAAACAGGUCUGGCACGACAAUAUGCGCACGCGUGGAGAACCGGAGAUCACCGAGUUCACUGGAAAAGAGGCCAAAGAUUUCACGAAAGUUUCGUUCUCGCCUGACCUGGAGAGAUUUGAGAUGGAGAAGCUGACCGCGAGCAUGGCCCGUGUGCUGAAGAAGCGCGUGUACGAUGUAGCGGGAUGUUUGUCGGAUGUGGAAGUUACUCUGAACGGUAAGAAGGUGCCGAUUUCUGGGUUUGAGUCGUAUAUCAAGGCUUUCUGUCAUUCCACUACGACGUCUCCUGCUUCGAAGGCGACAAAGUCAAACGCAGCAUCGAAAGACAGCGACAGCAAGGCUUCUUCUGGCGCGGACUACAUGUAUUCCCGGGUGAAUAAGCGGUGGGAAAUUGGUGUGUUGCCGUCCGAUGUGGGUUUUGUCCAGGUGAGUUUCGUGAAUGGCAUGUCGGCUCUGCGUGGUGGCUCCCACGUUGGUUACGUGAGCGACCAGAUCUGCCGCCGUGUUGCAGAGCACGUCAACAAAAAGUAUCCGGAGCUCUCGGUCAGCACUGCGCAGGUGAAGCCACACAUGGCGAUCUUCAUCAACUGCCAGAUUGAGAACCCGACCUUCGACUCACAGAUGAAGGAGUACAUGUCCUCACGACCGCCUACGUACGGCUCUACGUGCGCACUCUCCGAAAGGCUGCUGAAGCUCGUGAUCUCAGACUCUGGUAUUGUGGAGCGCGUUGUGCAGAGUGCGCGCGCUCGUCAGCGUGCUGCAUUGCUCAAGAAGGUGUCGUCCACGCGCGCUAAAAGCACUUCAGUGAAUGUGCCCAAGCUCGAGGACGCCAAUCUCGCCGGUGGACCUCGCUCAAGUGAAUGCUCGCUUAUCUUGACCGAGGGUGAUUCAGCUAAGGCACUAGCAGUGGCUGGACUUGCAGUUGUUGGACGGGACCAAUAUGGCGUGUUUCCUCUUCGCGGAAAACUGUUGAAUGUGCGUGAUGCAACUGUCGCGCAGCUCGGUAAGAACGCCGAGUUCGCUCAUCUGUGUACGAUUCUUGGUCUUCGCAUGGAUGAGCACUAUGGCACGGAGGAGGCUCGCCAGAAGUUACGCUACGGACGUGUGAUUGCCAUGACGGACCAGGACCACGAUGGUUCGCACAUUAAAGGCUUGCUGUUCAACCUCUUCCAUACGUUCUGGCCUGAGCUGCUGAAGGAGGGUGGCUUUAUCAGCGAGUUCAUCACCCCCAUCAUCAAGGUGAGUCCGACCUCUAAGCGCGUGGGCACUGAGCGCGGCCUAGAGACCCGCCGCUUCUUCAGUCUGCCCGAGUAUUUCGAGUGGAAGGCUGCACUCGACCCGGCCGAUCUCAAGUACUACACCAUCAAGUACUACAAGGGUCUGGGUACAAGCACGAGCGCUGAAGGACGCGAAUACUUCAGCGACCUGGACAACCACCUCGUGGAUUUCCACUGGAGCGGCGACAGUGACGGCGAUGCUUUGGACAUGGUAUUCAGUAAAGCGCGUGCGGCAGACCGUAAGGCUUGGCUGUUAAACGAAUACUCGCCCGACUCUUACCUCGACACAAGCUCGGGCGACGUGACGUACCGUGACUUCGUGAACCGUGAGCUCAUCCAGUUCUCGCACGCUGAUAACGCGCGAUCGCUGCCGUCGGUGGUCGACGGACUCAAAAUCUCACAGCGCAAGGUGCUCUUCGCCUGUCUGAAGCGCAAGCUAACGAGUGAGGUGAAGGUGGCGCAACUUGCAGGUUACUGUAGUGAACACACGGCCUACCACCACGGCGAGGCUUCGCUGCACUCGACGAUUGUGAACAUGGCGCAGGAUUUCGUGGGCUCCAACAACCUCCCGCUGCUGUACCCGUCCGGUCAGUUUGGUACUCGACUGCAGGGAGGCAAGGACGCCGCUAGUCCUCGUUACAUCUUCACGCUGCUUCAGAAGCACACGCGCCUGGUGUUCCCUGAGGAAGAUGACGCGCUGUUGCGCUACGCUGACGACGAUGGUUUCCCAGUUGAGCCUGUGUACUACGUGCCUAUCAUCCCGAUGUUGCUCGUUAAUGGCGCGGAGGGUAUCGGUACAGGUUGGUCUUCAUCCAUCCCUUGCCACCACCCAGUAGUGGUGAUCGACAACCUGUUGAGGCUCCUUGAUGCAGAGGAGGCUGGAGAUGAUCAGUCGAAGGUGGAGCUGGCGUCCAUGACGCCGUGGACCAAGGGCUUCAGUGGAGACAUUCGCCAAACAGGAAAGCACUCGUUCGUGUCUCGCGGAAAUGUCCAGCAAGUGAACACCUCGACACUGCGCGUUACGGAGCUGCCAGUAGGCAAGUGGGUGGAGGACUACAAAAAGUUCCUGUGGGACCUGGUGGGCAAGAAGGCUAUCCGGUCCUUCUCGGAGCACCACUCGGAUCGCGACGUGCGCUUCGACAUCUCGAUGACCCGCUCGGAUCUUGCUAAGUACGCGGAGGACGGCGCGAAGGAGGAAGAUAGCGGGGAUGCCGGCGACAGUGAGGCCUUGGUGAAGGUGCUGCGCCUUGAAGCGCCUCUGAGCACCAGCAACAUGCACGCGUUCAACGCAGAUGGACAGCUGGUCAAGUACGAGACGAGCGAGGACAUUCUGCGCGACUUCUACGGUAUCCGACGGGAGCUGUACUCGAAGCGCAAGCAGCACCUGGAGCAGCACCAAACGAAAGAGGUUCUUCGCCUGAGCAACCGCAUCCGCUUCAUCCAGGAGGUGUCCUUCGGCGAGCUGCAGAAGGUCCUCAAGGACCGUAUCCCUAAGGCCGAGCUGGUGCAGCUGUUGAAGGAGCACGGGUUCUCUCCGGCGUCGGCUUUCAAGGAGGAGGCGAUUGACCACGUCGGGGACCUCGGCUUGGCUGCCGUGGGCCGCGUCCAGGACGACGCAGUCGCCGAAGCUGACGGAAGCGACGACUACGACUACCUGCUGAACACGUCGCUCAUGAGCUUCACCAAGGAGUUCACUGACCGUCUGCAGAAGGAGCACGACACCAAGCAGGAGAAGCUGCAGCAGUUGCAGGCCACGACCCCGGCUCAACUCUGGCGCAGCGAGCUGGAGCGCCUGCGUGCCGUCCUGAGCCACUUUCCAAGCGAGAACUCACCGAAGCACCGCAAGAGCCAGGUAAGAUCACCGAGUCACGCGUUUGGAGCCAUGGCUAAGCACGGUGCAGAGGUGGUGAUCGUGCCGCGCAACUUUAAGCUGCUGGAGGAGCUGGAGAACAGCGAGAAGGGCCAUGGCGACAUGAGCAUCUCGUACGGACUAGAGCAGGCAGACGACAUUUUCCUCACAAACUGGAUCGGCACCAUCCUCGGCCCUGCUGGCACGUGCCACGACGGCCGCAUCUACAGCCUGCGGAUCCACUGCAGCGACCAGUACCCCCACAUGCCGCCUGAGGUGCACUUCACGAGCCGCAUCAACAUGAGCUGCGUGGACCCCCAGUCGGGCCGCGUGGACCCGCGACGACUGGCGGCGCUGGGCAGCUGGCACCGCAACAACGGCAUUGAAAACGUGUUGGUGGCCAUCCGCGCCGAGAUGGCUUCGCCCACCAACCGACGCCUGCCGCAGCCGCCUGAGGGCACCAACUUUUAGAAGCGUGUCGCUGGCCAGAGGCGAGACUCCUUGCGGUUGACACCUGGGAGGAGAUCAGGGGAAGAGAGACGAUGAAGGGAAUCAGGAGAGAGAAGAGAGAGCGCUCCGGUCACUCAAGUAAUGCCUAAUGCAUGAUAAUACUGCAUACUUGGCUGAUGCUGGAGGCAAG